CGUAGAUCCACCCCCCGCCUUGGACUUAGGCCUGCAAAAACCUUGCCCCUCUCUCUCAUCCGUAUUGACCAAGUGAACAUGCUUCCCCGCAAAAUUGGGACAUGGGUUCUGAUUUUUCUCGUGAUCUCUCCAACCAUGUUUAACAUGUCCUUUUCUGAGCUCGAUCCUCGCUGGGAAGCUAAAAAGAAGCGCAUGAGUGAGAAAGUUCGCAAGAUGUUUUACCAUGCUUAUGACAACUACAUGACUUAUGCAUUCCCGCAUGAUGAACUAAAACCUCUUACCAAAACUUUCACAGACUCUCUCAAUGAACUUGGAAACUUGAAGCUUCAACACCUAUCACAACAGUAUAAUGGAUCAGCCCUCACACUUAUCGAAUCCUUAUCCAGCCUCGUGAUCUUGGGUAACAACACCGAAUUUGACAGGGCAGUUCUUUGGCUUUCUGAAAAUUUAACAUUCGACGUUGAUGUGAGGAUAAAUCUUUUUGAGUGCAACAUAAGAGUUCUUGGAGGACUUGUUUCUGCUCAUAUUCUUGCAACUGAUUCUACAAACAGGUUGGUUCAAAGAGUUUACAAGAAUCAACUUCUUAUUCUGGCUGAGGAUUUGGGGAGACGCAUUUUACCUGCCUUUGAUACCCCCACUGGAUUGCCAUAUGCAUGGAUUAACUUAAAGAUGUCAAGUCUAAGGACUAGUAGUGCAAAUAUGGACUUCAUGGAAGCCUUGGCAGUCAAUCAUGACAGUGAAAGUCGCAGCUUCAGGGAUGAGAAUGACCCGCUCAAUAUGCCAUCAUUUUGUGCCUGGUUUCAUGCAAAAAUGAAUGUCGGACGAAAGCAAAGAGCUAACAUGAAAAACACGUUGCUGCUAGUCUAGUUUGUGGUUGUCAGUCAAGUGAGUGUUUGGAGGAGCGGAGGAACAAUAGGCUCCUUAAUGCUUGCUUCAGGGUUCAUAGGGCAAUUAUUCAUUCAAAGAGAAAUGGAGAUAGAGAAAUAAUUUCAUUUUAGAUUUUAAAGAGUGAAGGUGAUUAUUUUUUGUAGAGAGAGAGAGGAGGUGGAUUUACCGGAUUUUUAUUGUGAGAGAUAAAUGGAUUUUCUACAUAAAUUGAAAAAUGGGUUUUAGAGAGAUAGAGAGAUGAUUUUUAGUUGAAUGGGUAUUUUAUAAGUAGAUUAAAUGAAUUUUCCAGAGUUGUUUUUGGUUAGAGAGAAAUACUUUGUAGAGGGAUAAAAUGGGUUUUCUUCAUGAAGCGUUUUUAAUUGGACAAAGGUCUUGUUUUAGAAAGAGAAAAAACAUGCCUUUUGCCUAAUACUUAUGAAUUUACAAAUUUACUCGUGCCCAUGCUUCACUUGUGACUAUUUUCUGUCCAGAAUUCUUUAGGCGGUGGACAGAAAGUCAGCAUUAGAACAUAUUAGAAUUGAGACAGAAUAAAGUUCAUGGGCCAAUGUGAAACUAGUGCCAAAGUUCAAGGGCCACUUGUGCUUUUACCCUGUAAUUUAAAUGUGGGUUGUUUAUAAUGAAGUGGAGUGGUGCAUAUGCAUUUGGAUGACAUGUCUUUUCUAGUUGUUUAAACUCAUGUCCAAAUUACAUAUGCAAAAUUUUGGCACCCAAUAUGAGGUCCUUUCUUGCAUGGAAUUCCUAGUUAGAAAAUAGUACUAUAAGGCUCAAAAUGAAAAAGGAAAAUGUCAUAGGAUGGCAAACUGGCGGCUUAUGCUGCCAUUCUUUAAGGCAAGAAGAUUGUUAGAAGUAUCCAAAUCGGCAUCAUAAACAUUUGAUGCUAUGUGAAGGAGUUCGUCAUAAAACCUGUGUUAUACUUAAGUAAAUUACAAAAGUCACCUAGUAUUUAAAAUGUGGUUGGUUCAAAGCUCCAGAGCUUGUCAAUAUAUGUUGUUCUGUGGUCAUGUUACACUUAGGAUAUACUUGGAAAUUUGAUUUUAUACAAUUUUUCUUAUUGAAAUUCCUUUUGAACACAUUGUUCAGUAUAAAAAUUGGUCUGCUG
Molecule: messenger RNA, 1987 nt
Organism: Ilex paraguariensis (yerba mate)
Lineage: Eukaryota; Viridiplantae; Streptophyta; Magnoliopsida; Aquifoliales; Aquifoliaceae
Source: the annotation of a GenBank genome assembly